CUCUCUCUGUCUCUCUCUGUCUCUCUCACACUGUCUUUCUGCCACACAUCACACCCAGCAGUUGCAGCGUUGCAGCAGCUGCAGCAGUGCUGCAGUGCAGCUCAGCCUGCAGACAGAAAAAAUUUAAUCUUUUUUUAUAUGAAAAGAGAACAGCAACAAAGCCCCAUAUUAAUUAUGUGAUUUGCUUAUUAAAUUCUGUUUUCUUUUCUCUCUCUUCAAGUUAAAAAAGGCUUUAAGCUUUGAUUUGAUACCCAAAAGCCCAUCCACAAUCCACACACACAACACAAACAGUGGUACACUCUUUCUCACCUCAAGAAGGAAAAGAAAAAGAAAAGAGCAGAAAAGAAAAGAAGAAAAGAAAAUUAAGCAGGCAGAGAGAGAAAGACACAGAAGAGCAAAGGGAGAAAGAAAAGAGAGGUGGGCUGUGGUGUGUCUUUUUGAGCUUCUUUUAGCAAAUGCCAAAGUUGCACUUAAUUAACCUCGUCCUCAUCACCCCUCUCAAAAUGCAGACAUGAAACCUCCUCCUAUGCUCUCUUCUUAUUCACACACCUCCUCCUUCUUUCUCUUCUUCAUAUUGUAAACAGCAGAACAAGAGCAAAAGCAAAGUCCUUCUCUUCCUCUUCCUUCUCUUCUUGUUGUUGAGUCCGUGCAAUUUUUGUUUAUUUCCACAUGGGGGGUCUAAUCGAUCUGAACAGUGCAACGGAGGACGAGGAAACGCCGUCGUGUGGUUCGUCUUCAACUUCCUCUGCUUCUGACGCUUCGGCUUCGGCUUCGGUGUGCUUGGAGCUGUGGCACGCGUGUGCGGGCCCACUGAUUUCGCUGCCAAAGAAAGGGAGUGUGGUAGUGUAUCUUCCACAGGGCCACUUGGAGCAAGUCUCUGAUUUUCCAGCUUCGGCUUAUAAUCUCCCACCUCACCUUUUCUGUCGCGUUGUUGAUGUCAAGCUCCAUGCUGAGACUGGUACCGACGAUGUGUAUGCGCAGGUUUCACUUGUUCCUGAAAGUGAGGAAAUUGAACACAAACUGCGGGAAGGGGAAACUGAUGCAUAUGGUGAGGAGGAGGAUGUCGAAGCAAUUGGGAAGUCAACCACACCCCAUAUGUUCUGCAAAACCCUUACUGCUUCUGAUACUAGCACUCAUGGAGGCUUCUCCGUCCCUCGUCGUGCUGCUGAGGAUUGUUUUCCUCCCCUGGUAUUUGUAGUUCAUUUUAUCCCCCAACAUGUAGUUCGGCAUAACCUGUUGGAUUACAAUCAACAAAGGCCUUCACAAGAACUCGUAGCAAAGGAUCUGCAUGGCCUGGAGUGGAGGUUCAGACAUAUUUAUAGGGGGCAGCCACGAAGGCAUUUGCUCACCACUGGAUGGAGUGCAUUUGUGAACAAGAAGAAGCUCGUCUCUGGAGAUGCAGUGCUGUUUCUCAGGGGUGAUGAUGGAGAACUGAGGCUAGGAAUUAGAAGGGCAGCCCAGGUUAAAGGGUCCGCUACUUAUCCAACUCUUUGUAGCCAGCAAUUAAACUAUAACACUAUCACGGACGUGGUGAAUGCUAUAUCCAUGAAGAAUGCAUUUAACAUCUUCUACAAUCCAAGAGCCAGCUCAUCAGAAUUCAUAAUACCUUCCCGUAAAUUUUUGAGGUGCCUUGAUCAUUCCUUUUCACCUGGAAUGCGGUUCAAAAUGCGUUUUGAAACAGAAGAUGCAGCAGAGCGAAGAUACACUGGGCUGAUAACUGGAAUUAGUGAAUUGGAUCCUGUAAGAUGGCCUGGUUCAAAAUGGAGAUGUCUAGUUGUAAGGUGGGAUGAUAUAGACACAAGUAAGCAUGGCAGGGUUUCCCCAUGGGAAAUCGAGCCAUCUGGUUCUGUUUCAAGUUCCCAUAGCUUAAUGGCAGCUGGUUUGAAGAGGGCCAGGAGUGGCUUGUCUGCAGCAAAAACAGAAUUUCCAGUUCCUAAUGGGAUUGGAGCAUCAGACUUUGGGGAAUCUUUAAGGUUCCAGAAGGUCUUGCAAGGUCAAGAAAUUUUGGGUUUUGAUACUCAUUUUGGUGGUUUAGGUGGUCAGAAUCAACAUCCAUCUGAACCAAGGAGGGGUUUUCAUGGUUCUAGUGGUUCUGGGAUUGCUGCUGGAGGUAAUGGUCUCAGAAAGUCACUUGCGGACUCUGAGAUUACCUCAACCGGCAUAGGCUUUGGUGAAUCAUUCCGAUUCCAUAAGGUCUUGCAAGGUCAAGAAAUAUUUCCAAGCCCACCAUAUGGAAGAGCUUCCACUAAUAACGAGGCUCAUGAAUAUGGUGGCCCUGGAAUUUAUGAUGGUUUUCAGGUGCCAAGCUUUAGAAAUGGGUGGUCUGCCAUGAUGCAGAGCAAUAAUGCACACGUGCGCCCAUCUGCCUCGUCUGUGCAAGUUUCAUCACCAUCAUCUGUGUUAAUGUUCCAGCAAGCAAUGAAUCCAGGCCCGGAAUUCAAUUCAGUAUACAAUGGUCAUAACCAGGAGGAACAGAGAGUUAUAAAACGAACUCCAUAUGUCUCUGAAUCAGAUGGCGGAAAGCAAGCAUCAUCCUCAUUUUGUGAACGUAGCUUCAGCAGGGAAGAUCAUGGAGGCAUGAAUUCUUACAAUCAACAUGGUAUCUCAAAUCAUCCUGUAAUAAGUCAAUCAACAUUUAGUGGCAGUCAGGAUGCGGUUUCACCAUACAAAGGCAGCUGUAGACUCUUUGGUUUCUCAUUGUCUGAGGAAAAACGUGUCCCAGACAGAGAGAGCAACUCCACCUCAACUGCAUCUACAUUAAAUCCUGGAGUGCAGUUUCAUUCAAAGCCUGCAUUGAUGACAUCAGCAGUUGGAAUUACCUGUACCAAAGAAUGGGCUUUUGACUGGCGUGGAGAAAGGAUGGAAAGCUGCUUACAAGGAUAGCGAUGAUACAAUGGCUUGUUGCAGAUGAUCAAAAGCAGUAACUAAAAAUGUUACCAUAAUGUCAAUAAUUAUGCUAUGUACGGGCGAAGUCUCUUGGCAACUGAGAUUUUGUGCAGAUUAUCCGUGUGCUGUCGUUUAUGCAACUUAACUUUCGAGGUAAAAAUUGUAACUAAGCGCCUCAAGUGACUUUGAUUGUAUUGUUAAUUCAGCUUUGAAAACAACAGAGUUUGUAGAAUCUAUGUAUUGCCUCUCAUAUGAUAGCCCUGUUGGAAAGAGGGGCCUAUCCAAACUGAGCAAAUUCUAUCCACGCAAUUACAAUUGUUAAUUAAAUUAUUCCUCUGCCCUACAAGAA
Molecule: messenger RNA, 3235 nt
Organism: Prunus dulcis (almond)
Lineage: Eukaryota; Viridiplantae; Streptophyta; Magnoliopsida; Rosales; Rosaceae
Product: auxin response factor 3-like
Exons: 12
Coding region: 670-2883 (737 amino acids)
Biological process (GO): response to hormone; regulation of DNA-templated transcription
Cellular component (GO): nucleus
Molecular function (GO): DNA binding
Source: RefSeq, a predicted model, not a curated record